Messenger RNA from Phlebotomus argentipes, 413 nucleotides. RefSeq names its product DNA-directed RNA polymerases I, II, and III subunit RPABC4 (gene Rpb12). The transcript is spliced from 3 exons. Gene Ontology annotation, biological process: DNA-templated transcription. Lineage: Eukaryota; Metazoa; Arthropoda; Insecta; Diptera; Psychodidae. The record is from RefSeq and is a predicted model, not a curated record. Gene Ontology annotation, molecular function: zinc ion binding; DNA binding; DNA-directed RNA polymerase activity. Gene Ontology annotation, cellular component: RNA polymerase III complex; RNA polymerase II, core complex; RNA polymerase I complex. Bases 135 to 317 code for a protein of 60 amino acids.
UUCGUCAGUUUGGUAAACAAAUAAAGCGCAUUGAGCGUCUUCUGCUGUUUUUUCGUGAAAAUCAUAGGGAAAUACCGGAAAAUUACAAGUGAAUAUUGUGUACAACAGUACCUCUAGAGUCCCUCAGCUGAAACAUGAGUGAACCCAGCACUUCGAAGGACUCUGCGGUGACAAAAACCGCCAUGGUGUAUGUUUGUGGAGAGUGUCAUCACGAGAACGACAUGCGACCGCGUGAUCCCAUCCGUUGCCGUGAGUGUGGCUACAGAAUCAUGUACAAGAAGCGCACAAAGAGAUUGGUGGUAUUUGAUGCUCGCUAGUUCCCACGGACAUCUCACGACAAUUUAUUGAAUAAAUCUUUCGAAAUACACGAUGGGUUUUACGCGGAAGAAAAAAUAAAUUAACUAAGCUCAAAA